AUGUCGAAACAUGGCUAUAGGCCCUGUUCCUCACAAUGGGCAUCUCCCCCCAGAAAAUUUCCGGCCACUGGCUUUCAUUUGAUCGAUUCAUCCAUGGAAAUUGAAGAGGAGGCGUUGCCAACCUAUAACCCUGAGAAAUACUACCCUGUUCAACAAGGAGAAAUUCUCAAUGACCGGUAUCAAGUAGUAGCUAAGCUGGGCUAUGGCGUGACAUCAACUGUUUGGUUUGGUCGUGAUUUACUUGACUCCAAAUAUGUCGCCUUGAAGGUCUGCGUAACAGGCCAAGAAGAGAAUCGGGAGCUGAAUAUUUAUGACCGGAUCAAUUCUGUGCAAACGACACAUCCGGGCAGGAGAUUCAUUCGCAAACUCUACAGCUCCUUCUUUAUUGAGGGCCCUCAUGGACGCCAUCUUUGCCUUGUGCAUGAGCUGUUGGGGGAAAACGCUCUUGAAGUGGUGCAGAUGGGCCCUGGCCGUGCCAUGACUAUCAGAAAUAUGAAACCCUGCAUAAGGCAGCUACUCGUUGUUUUGGAUUUUUUGCACUCCGAGUCGUUGCAAGUGAUUCAUACAGAUCUCCAAUUGAAAAAUCUACUUCUCCCUUCCCCUGAAACAAAUAUGCUUUUAAAAUUCGAAAACCAGGAAGUCAAAGCACCAUCAGCCAGGAAGGUACUGGAAGACCGGACAAUAUACACAUCCUCCAAAAACUUCCCCGGUGGUUCCGGCCUACCACUCCUCACUGAUUUCGGUGAAGCACGGUAUGGCAAAGAGCAUCACGCGGAUAUCAUGCCUAACAUGUACCGAGCGCCUGAAGUCAUUUUGAAAACAAGUUGGGACUGCAAAGUGGAUAUCUGGAGUGUUGCCAUGAUCGCGUGGGAUAUAGUUUGCCCUCACACCCUGAUUGAUGGUCACAAUCCAGAUGGGAUAUUCGAUGACAGGGUUCAUCUUGCGGAGUUAGUUGCACUCCUCGGUCCUCCCCCGCCUGAGUUCCGCAGUUCGAGCAAGCUUAGCUCGGUAUUCUGGGAUGAAUCUGGCAAUUGGAAAGGCCUAGCCCCUAUUCCCGAUAUCACUCUGGAAGGCUUGGCCACCAAAAUCAAGGGAGGCGAUACGGAGGGCUUCUUGAGGUGGCUGCGGGCAGCGCUGCAAUGGAACCCGAAAGACAGGCCGACCGCCAUAGAACUGUUGUAUGAUGACUGGCUGCUGGAGGGUCUCCCUCUUGGGAAAACAGAAAAAACGGAAAAGUAG
Ophidiomyces ophidiicola is the source of this 1239-nucleotide messenger RNA. RefSeq lists its product as uncharacterized. Gene Ontology annotation, biological process: spliceosomal complex assembly; regulation of mRNA processing; protein phosphorylation. Lineage: Eukaryota; Fungi; Ascomycota; Eurotiomycetes; Onygenales; Onygenaceae. Gene Ontology annotation, molecular function: protein kinase activity; ATP binding. The coding region runs from base 1 to 1239 and encodes 412 amino acids. The record is from RefSeq and is a predicted model, not a curated record. The transcript has 5 exons.